Messenger RNA from Colletotrichum spaethianum, 852 nucleotides. RefSeq lists its product as uncharacterized. Bases 1 to 852 code for a protein of 283 amino acids. The record is from RefSeq and is a predicted model, not a curated record. Lineage: Eukaryota; Fungi; Ascomycota; Sordariomycetes; Glomerellales; Glomerellaceae. The transcript has a single exon.
AUGGCCUACGUUUUCGACGGCUACUCGGAAGCCAGCUCGGCUCGGAACAGCCCCCGGAACCAACGACAACCUCUGACAGGCAGCCGGCAGCGACGAAGAGAGCAGGACGGACCUACCGGCAGCGGUGGCGGUUCUGAAGGAGUUUACUUUGGGACGGGCCGCUUUUACGAGGAGAACCUUCGGAACGAGCAGCAACGGCAGCGGGAGCGGGAGCGGGAGCAGCAGCAGCAGCAGCAGCAGCAGCAGCAGCAGACGCCGCGGUAUCCUUCUUCUGGCCCUUUCGGCGGUCUGAACGGGUCGGGAUUCUCGACUGGAAGUGACUGGCCUACGGACGAAUGGGGUCAGGUGUUUGUGGAAGUUUUGAGAAGGACGCAGAGGAGACAACAAGGAAUGGGUGAUGAUGGAGGCCUUGGGAUGGGGUUUGGGGGCGGUGCGAUGGGAGGCGGACUUGGGCAACAGGCCCCCAGAGCCGGUGAAGAUAUCCACUUUGAGGACUUUUUCGGUGGUACUUGGGGCAGUACCGAAGGCGGUAGGCGCGGAGGUGGUGGUAGAGGAAGGUUCGGGGCUGAUGCCGGGUGGUUCGGUUUCGGUGGUGCUAGUAGAGGAGGUACCAGCUUCGGCGAGAUGUUUGGGCCGUCCGACCACUCCCCUGGCGGAGCAGGGUACGGUGCCGGCGCCGGCUGCAGCUUUGGCUUUGGCGACCGGGAGUAUGUCCGGCGUGGAGGGGCGGGUAUGACGUGGGCUGAGUUCAUGGAGCUUUUCCGGCAUCGGUAUGACGGUGACAGCCCCUAUGGGUGUGCCGGGGGGCCUCCACCUGUUGAUUUGUUUGACAACUGGCACACAGACUGGUGA